AUGGCGGCUGAGGCAGCUGACAUGGAUUCAAAGAGGGUGGCUAUGGAGAUGCAGACUUUUAUUGGUCACCGGUUCCCCAAAGGGCACCCUGCUUCUGCUGCCUCAGUGCCUCAGAACUUUGGUGUUGUUGGUCUCAGAUACCACUUUGCCGCCAAGAUGAUCCUGGAUUAUCCAUGUGGACCAGUGAUGAGACAAAGACACAGACCGAGGAAAGCUGCUUCCGGGCUUGAAGGCAGGCGCCCCAUCCCGGCGCCACCGAGCUCUUCCGCCGCACGCUCGGGGAACUCCUCGGGCUGCAGCGCGGGGGCCGCGCAUGCGCGAUAUAGCCUCGGCCGGAGCCUGACGCCGGGUUCCGAGAGCCGGUGCGGGAAGAUGAACCCUUUGACCAAGGUGAAGUUAAUCAACGAACUGAACGAGCGAGAGGUCCUGCUUGGGGUGGCGGAUAAGAUGUCCUGGCACGCCGAGUACAAGGACAGCGCCUGGAUCUUCCUGGGAGGGCUUCCUUGUGAACUGACUGAAGGGGACAUCAUCUGUGUGUUAUCGCAAUAUGGGGAGAUUGUUAACAUUAAUCUCGUGCGGGACAAGAAGACUGGGAAAUCCAAAGGAUUCUGUUUCCUCUGCUAUGAAGACCAGAGGAGCACAAUUCUGGCUGUCAACAAUUUUAAUGGGAUCACGAUCAAAGGAAGAACUAUCCGAGUAGAUCACGUGUCUAACUAUCGGGCUCCUAAGGACUCAGAAGACAUGGAUAAUGUGACCAAAGAGCUUCAGAACAAGGGCUGUGGGGCUCACACCCCCUCACCAAACUUGUCUGAGGGCUCUGAAGAUAAGAAACCCACGAAGAAGCACAAAAAAGACAAAAAGGAAAAGAAGAAAAAAAAGAAAGACAAAGAGAAGUCUGUCAGGGAGGCACAGGCAGAACUGCCGUCCUCCUCCUUACCACCCAGAAGCAAGAUGUUAAAGGAAAAAGAUGACCCUGGCUCUAAAAAGCACAGCAGCAAGAACUCAGAGAAGGGUCACAAGUCAGAGUCCAGAGAGGGGUGGAAGCACUACUCCAGGUCCUCCAAGGCCAGGAUUACUUCCCAUGACAGAGCAGAGGGCCUAGAGAGGGAGUCAAGGAAGGAGAAACCCAGGCAUGACCACAAGACCUCAAGCAGGAGGGAGGAAAGGGAGGAAAAGUACAGGGAUAGGGAAAGAGGUCAAAGCUCAAACCCACAUUCUAGCUGGCACAGUGGUCGUUCAGAAGGGCACAUUCAUAGAAGUAGAAGUAGGAGGCGAGUGAAACCCCAUAGGUAUAAAAGGGCCAGGCACUCCUGGGACCAGGAGCCCUCCAAUGCCAGUGACCGAAAGCACCACUGA
Choloepus didactylus (southern two-toed sloth) is the source of this 1356-nucleotide messenger RNA. RefSeq names its product RNA-binding motif protein, X-linked 2-like. Gene Ontology annotation, cellular component: precatalytic spliceosome; catalytic step 2 spliceosome; U2 snRNP. The record is from RefSeq and is a predicted model, not a curated record. The coding region runs from base 1 to 1356 and encodes 451 amino acids. Gene Ontology annotation, molecular function: RNA binding. Lineage: Eukaryota; Metazoa; Chordata; Mammalia; Pilosa; Megalonychidae. The transcript has 8 exons. Gene Ontology annotation, biological process: mRNA splicing, via spliceosome.